AUGGAUUUGAAUAAAUGCGUCGAGGAGAUUACAAGAUGGGAUGCAAGAGUCCGCGGUUGUUACGCUGAGAAAAUUGAUGUCAGGAUCGAUGAACUCGCAGAAAUUGUCCUGGUGGAUGGCGUUUUCAUUAUCGAGGUCUUGCUGAGGUUUGGCGCUGAUGAUGCUGAUCGUAACAAUUGCACCACGAGUGACAACAACAAUAGCGACCCCAGACAUUUUAAAGCAUGGGUGCUGUCCACCUUGCGGCCUGACAUGGUAUUGCUGGAAAACCAGCUUCCGUUCUUCGUUCUUGAGGAUCUGUUCAACAUGGCUUUCCCUACUAACCAGCGUAUAUUAAUGACCUCACUGCUUGAUCUCUCCCUGAAAUAUUUCCAUGACUUGAUGCUAACGACGCCGCCCGCGUCGAAGAAAGACUUGCCCCGAUCCGAGAUAAAGCACUUCGUUGAUUUACUGAGAAUCUGUCAUCUCCCGUCAUCCCUCCGCGAGCCGAGAGCCACUUCUCCGACCGCCCAACGCGUGUCCAUAAGCAAUGCAACACAGCUGCAGGAUGCCGGAAUGAAGAUGAUCAAGAAAAGCGAAAAGACUCGACUGCUGGAUAUCGACUACAAGGCCGGGAAGCUGCAAAUCCCGCACAUGAAAAUCAGAGACGAGACGGAAAUCGUGCUCAGAAAUCUCAUCGCCUUGGAGAUAUUUCGCUACAGACACGAUAGUUACAUUAUAGAUUAUGUUUACUUCAUGGAUGACCUCAUUGACAACACCAAAGACGUGGACCUGCUCAUUCGAAAUGGCAUCAUCGAGAACUGGCUGGGCGACAACUACUUGGUGGCGGGAAUGUUCAACAAUCUCACCAAGGAGACGUCGCUGAGUGGAAGCAACUUCUACUAUCAUGACACUUGUAAACGCAUGACCGACUUUUGCAAAGUUCGGCGGCACCGUUGGGAGGCAACCCUGAAGCGCGAGUAUUGCAGCACUCCGUGGAGAAUUGCUUCUACCUCCGCCGCCAUCAUUCUCCUGCUCCUCACUUUAUCACAAACCAUUUUCUCUGUCAUUUCGUUGUGGUUUUAAGUGGUUUGCUAAUUUGUGCGGUGCACACGGGCCGACACUUCACCAUAUGGGGUCGAAUAAUUUAAUCAAAGACCCUUAAUAUUUUUUUUUAAUUUUAAUUUUUAUUUAAAAUUAAAUUUUCUAACUUUUUAAGAUGCAAAAUCACUAAUUAAAGUUUUAUAUUUAAGAUU
Malania oleifera is the source of this 1235-nucleotide messenger RNA. Its product is annotated as UPF0481 protein At3g47200-like. The record is from RefSeq and is a predicted model, not a curated record. Bases 1 to 1065 code for a protein of 354 amino acids. The transcript has a single exon. NCBI's taxonomy places the organism in Eukaryota, Viridiplantae, Streptophyta, Magnoliopsida, Santalales, Ximeniaceae.